AUGCUCACAGGCAGCAUUCCUAGAUACAUUGGUAAACUCUCUAAGUUGAUAGAACUCUACCUUUAUGAAAAUAACAUUUCUGUAAAAAUUCCAACAUCAAUUGGGAACAUCUCUCGAUUAAGUAUUAUUUUCUCAUCAAUGAAUAUGCUAGAGGGAAGCAUGCCAGUUUCUUUGGGUGACUGCAAAUACCUACAAGGAUUAGAUCUUGGAUAUAAUCGUCUCACAGGGCAAAUACCACUACAAGUCCUUGAUCUCUCUUCCCUUUCAAUUACUCUUGACUUGCAUCAUAAUCAUCUAACUGGGCCACUACCACCACAAGUAGGUAACCUGAAAAAUCUAGCAGAGUUGGAUAUUUCGGGAAACAAGCUGUCAGGUGAAAUCCCAAGCACACUUGGAAAUUGUCUAGUUUUGCAGCUCUGGUAUAUGGAUGGUAACCUUUUUGAAGGCACGCUUCCAUCAUCUCUGAAGCAAUUAAGAGGUAUUGAUGUUCUAGAUCUUUCUCGUAAUAAUUUUUCUGGGGAGAUUCCAAGCUGUCUAGGCGGGUUCCCAUUCAUUCAGAAUCUCAACCUUUCAUAUAAUUCAUUCGAGGGUGUAGUUCCAUCUGAAGGGGUGUUCAUGAACGUGUUUUCAAUUUUGGGAAAUAACAAGCUUUGUGGAGGAAUCAAGGCAUUGAAAUUGCCUGAAUAUCCUGCAAAAGUCUCUGAUAAAAAAGCAGAGUUAUCUGGUCAUGGAUUGAUAAUUAUUGUGAUCAGUAUUACUCUUUCUGUUGCAUUGUUAAUAGCAUGUCUUUGUGCUAUUCUUUGUCGAACCAGAAAGAGAAAAGGAAGAUCCUAUUCAGACCUUCAGUUGGGAAAUUGGUAUCCAACACUCUCUUGCGCAGAACUUCUUCAAGCUACUAAUGGAUUCUCUACAGCCAACUUGAUUGGUCAGGGGAGAUAUGGUUCUGUUUAUAAAGAAAAUCUCAAAUUUAGUGACCAAGAAGUUGCUGUGAAGGUACUCAACCUCCAACAACGUGGAGCCGACAAAAGUUUCUUGGCUGAAUGCGAAACAUUGAAGAACAUUCGCCACUGCAAUCUUCUCAAGAUCAUCACAUCUUGCUCAAGCAUAUGUUUCAAAGGAAGCGAUUUCAAGGCUUUGGUCUUUGAGUUCAUGCCAAAUGGAAGUUUAGAGAGCUGGUUACAUCCAAAUUUUUCUGAGCAACAAAAUUCAAAGUACUUGGAUCUAAUCGCAAGGCUAAACAUUGCCACCGAUGUGGCGUCUGCAUUAGAUUACCUUCACCAUCAUUGUGGAAGAACAAUCAUUCAUUGUGAUUUAAAGCCAAGCAAUGUUCUUCUUGACAAGGAACUAUGUGCCCGUGUAGGCGAUUUUGGCCUGGCGAGGUCUUUUCUAACUACCGAUGGUAUAUCCGAUCAAACGCAGUCACGUUCAUCCACUGCAGUUAGAGGAACAAUUGGGUAUGUAGCACCAGAAUAUGGUAUGGGCGCAAAUGUUUCAAAACAAGGAGAUGUGUACAGCUAUGGGAUCCUUCUACUAGAGAUGUUUACAGGAAAAAAUCCAACCAACAGCAUGUUUACAGACAAUUUAAGUCUUCAUAACUAUGCUAACAUGGCACUUCCAGAUAGAGUAAUGGCGAUUGCUGACUCUGAACUCAGAUCAGGAUUUGUAGCUGCUUCUAUAAGGACAAGCCAGUGCAACAUUGUUGGAUUAGAGGAGUGCUUGGUGUCAAUCUUUCAAAUUGGAGUAAUAUGUUCUGCUGAGUUGGCAAGUGAAAGGAUGGAUAUUAGGGAUGUUCUCUUGGAGCUCCACAUGAUUAGAAAUUUGUUCUUGCAGAAGGAAGAGAGAGUGUGA
Molecule: messenger RNA, 1848 nt
Organism: Cornus florida
Lineage: Eukaryota; Viridiplantae; Streptophyta; Magnoliopsida; Cornales; Cornaceae
Product: putative receptor-like protein kinase At3g47110
Exons: 3
Coding region: 1-1848 (615 amino acids)
Biological process (GO): protein phosphorylation
Molecular function (GO): protein kinase activity; ATP binding; protein binding
Source: RefSeq, a predicted model, not a curated record